CGGUGGAGAAGAACAGACGUUUGGUCAGCACACGCAGGGCUUUACAAUGUCCAGCUCAGACCGCCUUCCCGACUACCCGCUCAGCUCAGAUGUGGUGAAGAGGUUAAAGUCGGCACUGGAAGCCGGGGACGACGAGGCCCUGCAAGACCUGGUCUGCGCUCGAGUCCAGCCCGUGGACGCCGUGAUAGAGCUGGCCAACGACGACUGGCUGAAAGACCCCUCCGCGCAGCUGCCGCCCGGGUUCCACGCCGCCUUGCUCGCGGGCAACCUGCGCCGCCUGGCCCCGCUCAUGGACCAGUUCUUCCAGGACGCCAACAUGGUGUUUGAGAUCAGGGAGGAGGAGAUGGAGUGGCAGGGGAACGCCCCGGCCACGUUUGGCCUGUCAGGUCUCUGGACCCUAGAGUACAAGCGCGAGCUCACCACGCCCCUGUGCAUCGCCGCGGCCCGAGGCCACGCGGCCUGCGUGCGCCACCUGCUCGCCCGGGGCGCCGAUCCCAACGCCAGCCCCGGCGGGCGCGGGCCCCUGCACGAGGCCUGCCUGGGGGGCCGCGCGGCCUGCGCACAGCUGCUGCUGCAACACCGAGCCGACCCGGACCUGCUCAGCGCCGAGGGCCUGGCGCCCCUGCACCUCUGCCGCACGGCCGCCUCGCUCGGGUGCGCGCAGGUCCUGCUGGAGCACGGCGCCUCGGUGCACCGCGCGGGCGGCAGCGGCCAGGACACGCCGCUGCACGUGGCGGCGCAGCACAGCCUGGACGAGCACGCCCGCCUCUACCUAGACCACGGGGCACGAGUGGACGCGAGGAAUGGCCGCGGCGAGACGGCCCUGAGCACGGCAUGCGGCACAGCGCUGCGGCCCGACGAACACGAGCGCUGCCUGCGCCUGUGCGCGCUGCUGCUCCGGCACGGAGCGGCGCCGGACGCGCGCGACGAGGACGAGCGCAGCCCGCUACACAAGGCCUGUGGCCGCGCGAGCCCAGACCUGGCGCACCUCCUGCUGCGCCACGGCGCUGACGCGGCCGCGCUCGACUACGGGGGCGCCUCGCCGCUGGGCCGCGUGCUGCAGACAGCCGCCUGCGCGCCCCAGGCCGCGCCGGAGCGCAUCGUGCAAGCGCUGCUCAACCACGGCGCCCCCGCCGUGUGGCCCGACUCCUUCCCCAAGGUGCUGAAGGCGUGCGCGCCCGCCCCAGCGGUCAUCGAGGUUCUUUUCAACUCCUACCCGCAGCUCCGCGUGUCCGAGGCCUGGAGGGAGGUGAUUCCCGAGGAGGCGUUUCAGGCGCACCGGCUUUUCUACCAGUCCCUGCUCGCCUUGGCCCGCCGCCCGCGCAGCCUGCAGCACCUCUGCCGCUGCGCCAUCCGCAGGCAGUUUGGCAAGAAGUGCUCUCGCCUGGUACCCGGGUUACCUUUGCCCGCGCCCCUGCGAAGCUACCUCCUUCUGGAGCCAGAGGGUGUUUUGCACUGA
Molecule: messenger RNA, 1459 nt
Organism: Pteronotus mesoamericanus
Lineage: Eukaryota; Metazoa; Chordata; Mammalia; Chiroptera; Mormoopidae
Gene: ASB18
Product: ankyrin repeat and SOCS box containing 18
Exons: 6
Coding region: 47-1459 (470 amino acids)
Biological process (GO): intracellular signal transduction
Molecular function (GO): protein binding
Source: RefSeq, a predicted model, not a curated record